Messenger RNA from Morus notabilis, 2614 nucleotides. RefSeq names its product receptor protein kinase-like protein ZAR1. The transcript has 2 exons. NCBI's taxonomy places the organism in Eukaryota, Viridiplantae, Streptophyta, Magnoliopsida, Rosales, Moraceae. The record is from RefSeq and is a predicted model, not a curated record. Gene Ontology annotation, biological process: protein phosphorylation. Gene Ontology annotation, molecular function: protein kinase activity; ATP binding; protein binding. The coding region runs from base 103 to 2268 and encodes 721 amino acids.
CUCUCUCUAAGACCAACUUCACAAACGUCAAACGAGUUCGCUCUUCCUUUGUCCUUGGAAAGACAGAAAGAAGAAAAACUGUCGCGGCCACUUUGAUAAGUGAUGAGGAAGAACAAGAACAAGAACAAUUUGAUGAUCCUGAUAUUCUUCCUCGUUCAGUUCCAGAUUCUUCUGAGCUUCACUUUCUCUCUCACCCCCGACGGCCUCUCUCUCCUCUCUCUAAAAUCGGCCGUCGACCAAGACUCCGCCGGCUCGGCCUUCUCCGACUGGAACGAGGACGAAGCCACGCCCUGCCGCUGGUCCGGCAUUUCCUGCAUGAACAUCACCGGCUACCCCGAUCCACGCGUCGUCGGAAUCGCCAUCUCCGGCAAGAAUCUCCGCGGCUACAUCCCGUCGGAGCUCGGCACUCUCCUCUUUCUCCGGCGACUCAACCUCCACAGCAACAACUUCCACGGCUCCAUUCCUUCCCAGCUCUUCAACGCCACCUCUCUCCACAGCAUCUUCCUCUACGGUAACAACCUCUCCGGUCCUGUUCCCCCCUCGAUCUGCACCCUCCCGAGGAUCCAAAACCUCGAUCUCUCCAACAACUCGCUCUCCGGCGAAAUCCCCGGCGUGCUCAAGAAAUGCAAGCAGUUGCAGAGGCUGAUCCUCGCCAGGAACAAAAUCUCCGGAGAAAUUCCGACCGGAAUUUGGUCGGAUAUGGAGAAUCUGGUCCAGCUCGACCUCUCCUCAAACGAACUCAGCGGCCCGAUCCCCGACGACAUCGGCGACCUCAAAUCCCUCUCCGGAACACUAAACUUCUCCUCCAACCACCUCUCCGGGAAGCUCCCGAAGUCGCUCGGCGACUUACCGGUGACGGUGAGCUUCGAUCUCCGGCACAACAAUCUCAGCGGAAAGAUACCCGAAACGGGGUCGUUUUCGAACCAAGGCCCAACGGCUUUCCUCGAUAACCCUCUGCUAUGCGGCUUCCCUCUCCAAAAGCCGUGUCGGAACACGGCUCAGAGCUCCCCGGGAAGACCAAAUUCGGCCCGGGAAUCCAAUAAUGGGCCGCCCAAGAAGGGCCUGAGCCCAGGCGUGAUAAUUCUAAUCUCCUUCGCCGACGCGGCCGGGGUGGCUUUUAUCGGUCUGAUAAUCGUUUACAUUUACUGGAAGAAAAAGGACAAUGCCAAUGGAUGUAGCUGUACGGGGAAGAGGAAGUUCGGGGACAACGAGAAGACACAUUUGUGUUCGUGUCCUUGUGUUGGCAGUUUUGGGAACGAGGAUUCGGAAAUGGAGGAUCAUGACAAGGCCGAGAGCGGGAAAGGAGGCGGUGGUGGUGGGGAUUUGGUGGCAAUUGACAAAGGAUUUACGUUUGAGCUUGAUGAGCUGCUGAGAGCGUCUGCUUAUGUGUUGGGGAAGAGUGGGUUGGGGAUUGUGUACAAGGUUGUGUUGGGGAAUGGCGUGCCGGUGGCGGUAAGGCGCCUCGGCGAGGGCGGCGACCAGAGGUAUAAGGAGUUUGCGGCGGAGGUGCAGGCCAUUGGGAAGGUCAAACAUCCAAAUAUUGUCAAGCUUAGAGCCUACUAUUGGGCUCCCGAUGAGAAGCUUCUUAUUAGUGAUUUCGUUUCCAAUGGCAACUUGGGCACUGCUCUUCGUGGCAGAAAUGGUCAGCCAUCAACGAGCCUCUCAUGGGCUACGAGGCUGAGAAUCGCCAAGGGAACAGCCCGGGGAUUGGCGUACCUCCACGAGUGCAGCCCCAGAAAGUUUGUCCAUGGAGACAUCAAACCCUCCAACAUCCUCGUCGACAACGAAUUCCAACCCCACAUCUCCGAUUUCGGACUCAACAGACUCAUCAGCAUAACAGGCAACAACCCCUCCUCAGGAGGCUUCAUUGGCGGAGCUCUUCCUUACUUGCAGUCCGUCCAAACAGAGAAAACCAACAACUACCGAGCCCCCGAGGCUCGUGUUCCCGGCAGCAGGCCGACGCAAAAGUGGGACGUGUAUUCCUUUGGAGUCAUUUUGCUCGAAUUGCUCACCGGUAAGUCUCCAGAGCUCUCCCCGACGACGUCGACGUCGGUGGAGGUUCCUGACCUCGUGAGGUGGGUGCGGAAGGGAUUCGAGGAGGAAAACCCGCUUUCGGACAUGGUCGACCCAAUGUUGCUCCAGGAAGUGCAUGCAAAGAAGGAGGUGAUUGCGGCGUUUCAUGUGGCCCUGGCUUGUACCGAGGCAGACCCUGAGAUUCGGCCUCGGAUGAAAACCAUCUCGGAAAAUCUUGAAAGGAUUGGAACGUGAUAAUGAGAUGAGACUUUUAGAAUGGACUUAACGAGAACUUGUUCAAAAGUUUUCUUGGAUUUUCAAGAGGGCAGUACUUAGUCAGCAUUUUGCUUCAUGUUGAAUUGGACAUGGUUUUGGCAGCCGUUCGGGAUCUUCCUCGAGCUCAAUGAUAUUCAAGAUGAUCUUUUGAAAGGCCAACUUAUUAUUCCUGACCAACCUCCAUUUUUUUUUUCCUUCAAAAGUCUAGCAGUUUUUGGAUUAUUAUUUUGAUUAUACAUAUGUUCUUCCUCUUCUGUUACAAAUCAGAAGUGGCUUCAUUUUGUAAUUUAAAUUUUUAAUUCUGUGUACCACCAAUCUCGGAAGA